UGGCCUCAAAUCACAGCUGACAGCCAGCCCACACUCUCUCCUUUUGUCCUCUUUAGAAGCCACCAUGGGGCUCAGUGAUGGGGAGUGGCAGCUGGUGCUGAAUGUCUGGGGGAAGGUGGAGGCCGACCUCGCUGGCCAUGGACAGGAAGUCCUCAUCGGUCUGUUUAAGUCUCACCCUGAGACCCUGGAUAAGUUUGACAAAUUCAAGAACCUGAAGUCAGAGGACGAUAUGAAGGGCUCAGAGGACCUGAAGAAGCAUGGCUGCACCGUGCUCACAGCCCUGGGUUCCAUCCUGAAGAAGAAGGGACAACAUGCUGCCGAGAUUCAGCCUCUGGCCCAAUCACAUGCCACCAAGCACAAGAUCCCGGUCAAGUACCUGGAGUUUAUCUCAGAAAUCAUCAUCGAAGUCCUGAAGAAGAGACAUUCCGGGGACUUUGGAGCAGAUGCUCAGGGCGCUAUGAGCAAGGCCCUGGAGCUCUUCCGGAAUGACAUCGCCGCCAAGUACAAGGAGCUGGGCUUCCAGGGCUGAGCCACGGGCUCCCACUGUCCGGCCCACCAAGCUGGGACCCAGUGUUGUGUAGCGAGUAGCGUGUGCAGUGCUCUAGGUUAGAGAGCAGAAGAGGGGAGCAUAAUGUGGCAGGGGAGCAUAGUGUGGCAUCCACUUACAGCCCGGGGACAGGGCUCCGGGCAGCAUUACCCCAGAACCCAAAGUGGCCUCUGCUUUGUCAGCUCUGCCGGGUCAUGCUCAGGUCUCCUAAGUCCCAACCCACUUUCUCCUGGUUUGGGGAAAAUCUCUUUUCCGCUGUCACAUUUGACCCCAAAUCCAAGUCACUGACUAGCAGACCCUGAGCUUUGGGCGAGACGGAGGGUUGCUUAGAGGGAGUGGAGCUUCCCGCUGACCCACCUUGUCUCAAUAAAAUAGCCUGCGAGCCCUCAA
Molecule: messenger RNA, 937 nt
Organism: Mus pahari (shrew mouse)
Lineage: Eukaryota; Metazoa; Chordata; Mammalia; Rodentia; Muridae
Gene: Mb
Product: myoglobin
Exons: 3
Coding region: 65-529 (154 amino acids)
Biological process (GO): oxygen transport
Cellular component (GO): extracellular exosome
Molecular function (GO): oxygen binding; heme binding
Source: RefSeq, a predicted model, not a curated record